Messenger RNA from Phyllotreta striolata, 1668 nucleotides. The record is from the annotation of a GenBank genome assembly. NCBI's taxonomy places the organism in Eukaryota, Metazoa, Arthropoda, Insecta, Coleoptera, Chrysomelidae.
AAAGAAGAACCUUUGAGGUUAUGUUUACUUAGAUUUUUAAAUUCCUAAACAAUUAUUACAUAUUAGAAGAGCUAAUUAACCGACUUUAAUAAAUAGAGUAAACAUGGACAAGAUUCUAAAUACAAAUAUUCGAACAGUUUCACGUCUAUUAACCGAAGGAACAGUGAAAACCAGCGACUUCGUUCGCGAGUCUCUGAAGAGAAUAAAAGAAACGGAAAAUCUGAAAGCCUUCAUAACAGUAACUGGAAACGAGGCGGAAGAACUAGCAAAACAAUCGGAAAAGCGUUACAAAAAUGGACAACCCUUAUCCGACAUGGACGGUGUGAUUAUCGGAAUUAAGGACAAUUUCUGUACAAAAGGCAUAAGCACAACGUGCGCUUCGAAAAUGCUAGAGAAUUUUAAACCACCAUACAAUGCAACAGCAUACCAAAGAUUUUUAGACGCAGGUGCAAUACUAAUAGGCAAAACAAAUUUAGAUCAAUUCGCCAUGGGUUCCGGAACAAUAAACUCGAUAUACGGCGUUACGAAAAACAACUGGGGAUGUAAAGACGACGAUAAUUUUUAUAUUGCUGGAGGAAGCAGCGGCGGCAGCGCUGUAGCUGUUGCUACUGGUGCUUGUUUCGCUUGUUUAGGAUCCGAUACAGGAGGUUCUGUGCGAAAUCCAGCUUCCUAUUGUGGUGUUAUAGGUUUAAAACCUACGUACGGCCUAAUUUCUCGAUUAGGUCUGAUUCCUUUAGUGAAUUCAAUGGAUGUUGUUGGAAUUUUAACGAGAACUGUCGAUGAUACGGUUAGCGUGUUAAAUACAAUAGCUGGAUUCGAUGAGAAGGAUUCGACAUCCCUUACAAAACCGUUUAAAAAAAUUAGGUUACCGCCUGCUUCUAAAAUGAAAAUUAAUGGUAUUAAAAUAGGCAUACCUCUGGAAUAUAAUGUUGAAUAUUUAAGUGAAGAAGUAGCGAAUGUAUGGAAUGAUAUUGCCUCGAUGUUGAAAAGUGAAGGCGCCAUAAUAAAACCAGUGUCUUUGCCUCAUACCGAAUACAGCAUUGUAGUGUAUUCAAUUUUAAAUCAAUGCGAGGUAACUAGCAACAUGGCCCGGUAUGAUGGAAUUGAAUUUGGACUUCGUGCUAGAGAAGAUUAUUCGACUGAAAAAUUAUACUCGACCACACGUAGAUUAGGUUUUGACGAAGUCGUAAAAGGUAGAAUAUUGGCCGGUAAUUAUUUUUUAUUGGCCAGUAACUACGAUAAGUAUUUUACCAAGGCUCUUAAGUCGAGGAGAUUGAUAUUGAAUGACUUCGAUAACGUCUGGAACGAAGUUGAUUUUUUACUAACACCGACGACAUUAACAGAAGCGCCAUUAUACAAAGAUUAUGUAGGACAGGACAAUAGGCAUAGGUUGGUCGAAGAUUAUUGCACGCAGGCUGCAAAUUUGGCUGGUAUUCCAGCGAUUUCUGUACCAAUAAAACUAUCGAAAAACGGGCUUCCACUCAGUAUUCAAUUGAUGGGGAGAAACUUGAGCGAGCCAAUGUUAUUAGCCGUUUCGAAGUUUAUAGAAAAUGCCGUUAAAUUUCCUCACUUUCAAUACAAUCGCACUUAGAAUUGUUUUUACAAUGUAAUUUAUUUAAAUUUAAAAAUGUUUUUUAUAAUUUAUUGUUAUAUAAAACUGAAUUAAAU